This is a messenger RNA of Daucus carota subsp. sativus, 3693 nucleotides long. Its product is annotated as calcium-transporting ATPase 4, endoplasmic reticulum-type. Bases 244 to 3420 code for a protein of 1058 amino acids. The record is from RefSeq and is a predicted model, not a curated record. Gene Ontology annotation, cellular component: membrane. NCBI's taxonomy places the organism in Eukaryota, Viridiplantae, Streptophyta, Magnoliopsida, Apiales, Apiaceae. Gene Ontology annotation, biological process: intracellular calcium ion homeostasis; calcium ion transmembrane transport. The transcript has 9 exons. Gene Ontology annotation, molecular function: ATP hydrolysis activity; P-type calcium transporter activity; ATP binding.
GUCUCAGUCGUCCUCAUCUGUCUAGAUAUUUUAGCGGCCCCACUUAGUUAAUGCUUCGAGUAUAGGAGCACUAUACAAACACAUAUUUCUCACUCUACAAUUUCUAGAGAGAGAAAGUUAAUCUCCAGUCCCCAUCUCUCUCUUCUCCACAAUUCAGGUCGAAAGCACCGAAAAUUGUAUGUAUUUGAGAUAUCGAUAUUAGGUUGCGGUAGAAAUCGGAAUUGGGAUAGAUAUUGAGAUUUUAUGGGGAAAGGAGGGCAGGAUACAGGGACUAAUGGUGAAUCGGAUAAAGUAGUGUUUGCUGCUUGGGCGAAAGAUGUUCGUGAAUGCGAAGAGGCGUUGAAAGUGAGUAGAGAGAGGGGAUUGUCUUCGGAAGAAGUUGAAAAGAGGAGACAGAUCUAUGGAUGGAAUGAGUUGGAAAAGCAUGAAGGACAGUCAAUUUUUAGUUUGAUUCUGGAUCAGUUCAAUGAUACGCUAGUCAGGAUAUUACUUGUUGCGGCUGUGGUAUCGUUUGUGUUGGCGUGGUACGAUGGUGAUGAAGGCGGGGAAAUGGAAAUUACAGCCUUCGUUGAGCCUCUUGUGAUUUUUUUGAUCUUGAUAGUGAAUGCUUUUGUUGGGGUUUGGCAGGAGAGUAAUGCUGAGAAAGCUUUAGAGGCUCUUAAAGAAAUUCAAUCGGAACAUGCGUGUGUGAUUCGAGAUGGGCAAAAAAUUUCGAGUUUGCCUGCGAAAGAACUUGUUCCGGGUGAUAUUGUUGAGCUUAGGGUUGGGGAUAAAGUGCCUGCUGAUAUGAGGGUUUUGAGUUUGAUUAGCUCCACUCUCCGUGUUGAACAAGGGUCGUUGACAGGAGAGAGUGAAGCAGUUAGUAAGACUGUGAAGCCAGUGGUGGAAGAUACUGACAUUCAGGGAAAGAAAUGUAUGGUGUUCGCAGGAACAACUAUUGUGAAUGGAAAUAGUAUUUCUAUGGUUACUCAGAUUGGUAUGAGUACAGAAAUAGGGAAGGUGCACUCUCAGAUUCAUGAAGCUUCACAGAGUGAGGAAGAUACUCCAUUAAAGAAGAAGUUAAAUGAAUUUGGAGAGGUCCUGACAUUGUUAAUUGGUUUAAUUUGUGCAUUGGUUUGGCUAAUAAAUGUCAAGUACUUUCUUUCUUGGGAGUAUGUGAAUGGCUGGCCUGCAAAUUUCAAGUUCUCAUUUGAAAAGUGCACUUAUUACUUUGAAAUUGCAGUGGCAUUGGCAGUUGCUGCGAUUCCAGAAGGUUUACCUGCUGUUAUAACAACAUGCUUAGCCCUAGGCACACGUAAGAUGGCUCAAAAGAAUGCUCUUGUUCGAAAGCUGCCUAGUGUAGAAACUCUUGGCUGUACGACUGUCAUUUGCUCAGAUAAAACGGGUACUUUGACUACUAACCAGAUGGCUGUGGCUAAGUUUGUUGCGAUGGGUUCUAAUAUAAAUAGUGCUAGAUCAUUCGAUGUUCAGGGGACUUCAUAUGAUCCUUUUGACGGAAAAAUACAAGACUGGACUCGUGGUCAAAUGGAUAUUAACAUCCAAACUAUUGCGAAAAUUGCUGCUCUGUGCAAUGAUUCAAGUAUUGAACAAACAGGGAAUCACUAUGUGGCUAGUGGACUGCCUACUGAAGCUGCAUUGAAGGUUCUUGUUGAGAAAAUGGGACUUCCUGAUGGACUGGAUUCGAGUUCAUCCUCUGAUCAUGGUGACGCACAACGUUGCUGUCGAACAUGGACCGGAAGUGUGUCUCGCAUUGCAACACUUGAAUUUGACCGUGAUAGGAAAUCAAUGGGAGUGAUAGUGAAUUCCAAGUCCGGAAGAAGGUCAUUGCUUGUGAAGGGUGCGGUAGAAAAUUUGUUGGAGAGAAGCUCCUAUGUCCAAUUACUUGAUGGUUCUGUUGUAGAACUUGACCAAAAUGCUAAGAAAGUUAUCCUACAAAGCCUUCAUGAAAUGUCAUCAAAAGCAUUACGUGUUUUGGGUUUUGCAUACAAGGAAGAUCCUCCUGAGUUUGCAACAUAUACUGGUGAUGAAGACCACCCCGCCCAUGAGCUUUUACUCAAUCCCACUAACUAUUCUUUUAUUGAGAGUAAACUAGUCUUUGCUGGUUUGGCUGGUCUAAGAGAUCCUCCUCGUAAAGAGGUUCGCCAGGCUAUUGAGGAUUGCAGAGCAGCUGGCAUUCAGGUUAUGGUUAUAACCGGAGAUAAUAAGGGCACUGCUGAAGCUAUUUGCCGUGAAAUUGGUGUUUUUGGACCAAAUGAGGACAUCAGGUCUAAAAGCUUAACAGGGAGAGAGUUCAUGGAUCAUCGAGACCAGAAAGCUCAUUUAAGGCAAAGCGGAGGCCUUCUGUUCUCUAGGGCAGAACCAAGGCAUAAACAAGAGAUAGUGAGGUUGCUGAAAGAGGAUGGUGAAGUUGUUGCAAUGACAGGUGAUGGGGUCAAUGAUGCACCUGCAUUAAAAUUGGCUGACAUUGGUAUUGCUAUGGGCAUUUCAGGAACUGAGGUUGCUAAAGAGGCGUCUGACAUGGUUUUGGCAGAUGAUAAUUUUAGUACAAUUGUUGCUGCUGUUGGGGAAGGAAGAUCUAUUUACAACAAUAUGAAGGCCUUUAUCAGGUACAUGAUUUCCUCAAACAUUGGCGAGGUUGCCUCAAUUUUCCUUACUGCUGCUCUAGGUAUCCCAGAAGGCCUUAUUCCUGUUCAGCUUCUGUGGGUUAAUCUAGUCACUGAUGGCCCCCCUGCAACGGCCUUGGGAUUCAAUCCGCCUGACAAGUACAUUAUGAAGAAGCCUCCUCGUAGAAGCGAUGAUUCUUUGAUCAGUGCAUGGAUAUUAUUCCGCUAUCUGGUCAUUGGGCUCUAUGUUGGGAUAGCAACUGUUGGAGUAUUUAUAAUUUGGUACACACAAAGCUCUUUCUUAGGAAUUGACCUAAGUAAAGACGGCCACAGCCUUGUCACCUAUUCACAACUUGCUAACUGGGGUCAGUGCAGCUCCUGGGGAAACUUCUCAGCUUCACCUUUCACAGCUGGAUCUCAAGUUUAUAACUUUGAUGCAAAUCCGUGUGAAUACUUUCAUACUGGGAAAGUAAAAGCCAUGACCCUUUCUCUAUCUGUAUUGGUUGCGAUUGAGAUGUUCAACUCUCUUAAUGCUCUCUCUGAGGAUGAGAGUCUCUUGACUAUGCCUCCUUGGGUCAACCCAUGGCUUCUAUUAGCAAUGUCAGUCUCAUUUGGCUUGCACUUCUUGAUCCUCUAUGUUCCGUUCCUUGCUCAAAUAUUUGGCAUAGUACCACUAAGCUUGAACGAGUGGUUGUUAGUAGUGGCUGUUGCUUUCCCAGUUAUCUUAAUUGAUGAGGUCUUGAAGUUAGUCGGUAGGUUUAGAAGCGGGAUUGGAUCUUCAGACGAUAGAAAAACAGCGAAGGCUAAAGCUGAUUAAGGCCAAUUUUCAAGCAUAUAGUUGGAGGAUGUCAUUCAUAAAAUCUUCAAGAGGUCAGUUUGACCUUACUACUGUUUGGUUCUUGAUUCCUCCCUUGCUUGUAUGUUUAAAGGCAGCGAGGGCUGGUUGGACCAUGAAGAUUAAGUAAUCUGUUUAGACAAAUUGUAAUAUCACUGAAUCACGGUAGAAUUUAGUAGAACUUGAAAAGCUUUCUUUUAUCCGCAUGAUCCAAUUUUGGCAGUUAUUUACAUGAAAUAUUUGAGGAUUAUCUCA